AAGGGUGAAGGGAACUGUGGAGGUUUUUAUUGUGUGCAGUUGGUACUCGGUGAUGCGAAAAUGUCGGUGUUGACGUGGGUAAUGUGGGACGUAGGGGGAAGGUGAUGUCCACGAAAUGUUUGUAAAUGUAUUUACUUUUAGAGAGCAGGGAUGACGUGAGAGUUGGAGUCUGCAGAAGCCUUGCGUGUUAGCUACCGCAUGGCUCUGUUACAAUCAGUAUUUACCGAAUGCGAAGUCGUGUCAAAGUGUAUGUCAACAUUUUAUUAUGCUAGGUAACAGAAGGAAAGACUUCAUAUCACUGAAUUUGCCUAGCGACACAAGAGAAUUUGUGAAAAAUAAGGAAUGGCAGAGGCGGAGUCUGUGGAGGGCAUGGAACCAGCUGUCAAGAUUCCAGAGAAGCCUUCUUUAUGUUCUAGUAUUUGCUGCAGUAUUAGCAAUAAUUUACAUAAUGCUUGACUCAUAUAAAGAAAACAAACUACCUGUGCGAGCAGGAAACAAAAAAGAAGUACCACUCUCAUCAUCACACCAUAUCAUAACAUCUGUACAGUCAACACAUGCCAGAGUAGCUGAAGCUCCAUCAUCCGAUAAAAAACCUGUUGCUGGGCAGUUGGUGUCACCAGAAGAAUAUAAAAAUAUUUUGCAGGAUGAAACAGCUUUUAACCAGAUUAAUUCACCGCCAUUGGAAAGUGUUGUUUUCCCAGAGCCAUCAAAUGAGAGACAGUUGGCUGUAAUAGCAGCAUUUAAACAUGCUUGGAAUGGCUACAAAAGAUUUGCAUGGGGUCAUGAUCAUCUCAGACCAAUAACAGGAGCGUUCCAUGAUUGGUUUUAUUUGGGUCUGACCAUUGUUGAUGGGCUGGACACAAUGUAUAUCAUGGGUCUGAAAGAAGAGUUCGCAGAAGCUAGGAACUGGGUGGCUGAAAAUCUCCAUUUUGAUAUAAACAGAGAUGUGAAUCUCUUUGAAGUCACAAUAAGAGUCUUGGGAAGCCUCCUCAGUACUUACCACCUCUCUGGAGACAAAAUGUUUCUAGACAAAGCUGUAGACUUGGGGACAAGACUAUUACCAUGUUUCUCAACUGAAUCUGGAGUACCAUAUUCUGAUGUCAAUUUAGCUACCCAUAAGGCACAUUCACCCAAAUGGAGUCCUGACAGCAGCACAUCAGAAGUUACAACUAUACAAUUAGAAUUCAGAGAUCUCAGUAGAAGUACAGGUGAUACAAGGUUUGAGGUUUUGGCAUCAAAAGUGUCGCAGCAUGUUCAUGGACUGUCAAAAACGGAAGGGUUGGUUCCAAUCUUUAUAAAUGCCAAUACAGGGCAUUUCAGGGUAUAUGCCCCAAUUACAUUAGGUGCUCGAGGGGACAGUUAUUAUGAAUAUCUUCUUAAGCAGUGGUUGCAGACUGGACGAUCUAUUGACUAUUUACGGGAUGAUUAUCUUGAAGCUAUAGCUGGGGUAAAGAAGCUUCUCACUAGAAGAACUGCUCGUCGAAAAUAUUUAUUUAUUGGCGAACUUUUGGCUGGAGGGAAGGACUUCAAACCAAAGAUGGACCACUUAACAUGCUAUUUGCCAGGUACCUUAGCACUUGGAGUACAUUAUGGCUUGCCUCAGAACCACAUGGAACUCGCAGAAGAACUUCUUAACACAUGUUACCAAACCUAUGCACAACAGCCAACAUUUCUAGCACCAGAAAUAACGUACUUCAAUAUACAGGAUGCUAUUGGAAAUGAUAUGUAUGUAAAGACAAAUGAUGCACAUAACCUGCUGAGACCCGAGUUCCUAGAGAGUUUGUGGUACAUGUAUCAGAUUACAGGAAACCACACUUACCAGGAUUGGGGCUGGCAGAUUUUCCAGGCAUUUGAGAAACAUACAAAAGUAAAAAAUGGGUACACUUCUAUUGGAGAUGUUCGCAAUCCACUUAACACACGUCCAAAAGAUAUGAUGGAAUCUUUCUUCCUAAGUGAAACCCUUAAAUACUUAUAUCUGCUUUUUAGUGAAGAUCGCACUCUUUUAAGUAUAGACAGAUACGUUCUUAAUUCAGAAGCUCAUCCUUUACCAAUUUAUGAGGCAAAUUUUAAGAGUGCAAACUGAAGAUGUAUUUAUAAUGCAUUUGUUAUUCUUAAUCAGUAUUCACAUUAACUUGGAAAUAUGUACAGCAGAAAUUAUGCAGUAUUUAUUGAAAGUGAAUGAUAGUGAAAUAAGUACCAAGUCAUAUUUGCGUCCCAUGAUUGUCAUAGUAAAAGUGCACUCUAGUCAUAUUUUGCAAUACAAUAAUGAAAAUGGUAAUAAACACAGAGAUUAUGGAAGCAGGACAGUUUUUAGAAAAUGGGCAGUUGCCACUCAGUUUUUAAAAUAACAAGGAAAUUGAAAUGUGAUUGACACAGUAUUUAAGUUGGCUAAGUAGAUGUAAUUUCUAAUUAAAUAACAUUCUUAAGGUGCUUUCUACCAUCUUGCUUUAAAUUUAUAAGGAAAAAGGACCAGUUAGAAAAUUAUAUAUUAUGUAAUAGUAAUAUUACAAGGGCUUGUAAUCAAGAAUGGGUACAUUUCUUAACUAUAAAUUUUACAUUGCACUCAUAGGCCUCAUGUACAUAUGAUUCAGUGCUAGAAAGACAAUAGGCAGCAGGCAGAAUUCAGAUAUGUUAUUGUCUCCAAGUUGCCUUUUGGAUUUUGUACUAAUGUUUUUAGUAACAUUUGCUAAUAAUUUGCUUACAUGGAUACUAAGACAUUUUAGGAGAUUGUCGGCUGAUGAAAGCUGAUUAAAAAUAGUUGCCAUUUGUGCCAUUGAAUGUUAGGAAAUGACAACACACAGUGAAUAAAAAUUGAAAAAUUCAUCCAGAUGAUACGACACACAUACACAAUUUAAAGAGAAAUAACUUUUGGCAUAUUAAAAGCUUUUUCCUUAAAUUGCAGACAGUAUUAAAUUUUUAUUUGGAUCCAACAGUAUUUACAUUCAUCAGUCAUUAUUUAUUUUAGUGUUUGUGUUUUGGCUCCAUUACUGUAUUAAGAGAUAAGCAUUAGAUUUUUGUAUAUUGCAAACAUUUCUGUUUCCUAUUAGGCCUACAGUCAUGCAUAUAAUGAAAGUCAGUGGUUUGAGAUACUGUUACUUCAAAGUGUUGUCAGUAUAAAUAUUUACAAAUGUUGAAGAACUAAUUGCUCAAAGUUGAAAUUGUUUUAUUGCUGUAACAAUUUGUAACUGUCAUUCAUAAAUUUGUACCAUGUUGACUUUAUUCACUUCUCUUAUCAUAUUUCACCAUGUUUAAAUACUUGAAGAUUUGCUGUUAACACAAAUAUUGCACCUGAUCUACAUAGGAAUAUGAAUUUGCACUAAAAUACAAAUUCCACAUUAUUAUUCAUCAGUAUUACAGCUGAAAUACUUAUGCAUUGUCAACUGACAUUUUCUUUUAUAUGUCACUGCUUCUUUAUUAUUCAAAGUAUUUUACCAAUGGAAUCCUGUUAUACAGUAAUGUACUGUUUAUGUCAGCAAUAUAAACAAAGGGAGACUUAUAUGAAAUAAGUGGAAAAAUCAGUUUGAAAUUGUCAUGUUAUUGAAGGUAGUUAGAACACUGACAGCUUCAGUACCUGCAAUGAUUUUUCAGCAAAUUAGUUUAAGUAGAUCUUGAGAAUAUUCUGUGAAACAUUGUCCUAUUUUCUCAUUUGGGUACAAACCUCCUUCAUGCAUACAAUGUGUUCAGUGACUUUCAGAACUUGGUACUGGGGACUGUAGUUCAAUAAUUAUCACAGAAAAUUUGUAAUUGUAAUAACACUUCUUGCUGUAUUUCAGUAUUAUAUUUGUUUUUGAAGUACUGCCAAUUUGAACAAGUGUUUUAAAAUCAAUGCAUUUAUCGAAAGAGAUUUGUGUAUGGUAUGUACUGAUAUAGAAACAAAAAUAUGUAAAUGGGAAGAGUAGAUUAACAAUUGCUCAAUUGCAAAAGAAUUUUUGUUAUACAAACUGCACUGCAGGUAUACUAAAGGAGACACACACAAUUCAAAGCUGUAGGUGUGGAAAUUAACAAAUUUGUGUCAGAUGCUUCUCAUUGAUACUGCAGAUCUAGACUGCAUGUGAAGUCUUCUCAUUCAGUCAGGCAUCUAUUCUGACAUGCAGAAAACCAUGAGACUGUUUGAAUAAACUGUAGUUUUAUAUCAAUGUUCUCUGCUUCAGAUGAAAGUUUAUCUGUAUAAAGUUGGUCUGUAAACUUCUGGCAUACAUUAAUAAAUGCCAAAGUAUUAAAUGUUAUCUGUACAAAGUUUUCAUACCUAGGCCGUAAAUGUUUGGAACUCAGCCAAAACUUUUAUUAUGUGUGAAGUACACUUAAGAAGAAGUGGAAUACUAUUAACAUGUUCAAGUUGUAUCACCAGUCCUUGGAUUAUUUCAACUGAAUCUACAUUUCCAAAGCUGCAUACAUUUAUUACCUAUAUUUGUUAAAAACAAUGAGUGGCAAUUUAAACAUAUCUACUUUAUUCUGUGUCAUUCAUGAAAAAGUAUUUUAAAUUGAUGCAGUGUAAGAAAGGUGCCUUGAUUAAGUGACAUGUACUUGUUGACUGAAAUGGUCCAGAAAACAAUUACACAGGCAAUUUUUAUCAGCAGUGUUAAAUGAAUAUUUUAAAAUAUUGAUAUUAUUGUACCUAUUCUGUUAAAUACAUUUGAAUUUUUCUUACAUACCGAAAAAGAAUAAUAUAUCUACACAUUGUUAAUCUCAGUUCAUUACUGAGUUCGCUGUGGGAAAAACAAUUUUUUCCAGUACAAUAGAAGAUUUUUUU
Molecule: messenger RNA, 4750 nt
Organism: Schistocerca piceifrons (Central American locust)
Lineage: Eukaryota; Metazoa; Arthropoda; Insecta; Orthoptera; Acrididae
Gene: alpha-Man-Ib
Product: endoplasmic reticulum mannosyl-oligosaccharide 1,2-alpha-mannosidase
Exons: 11
Coding region: 266-2083 (605 amino acids)
Biological process (GO): carbohydrate metabolic process; N-glycan processing
Cellular component (GO): membrane; endoplasmic reticulum
Molecular function (GO): calcium ion binding; mannosyl-oligosaccharide 1,2-alpha-mannosidase activity
Source: RefSeq, a predicted model, not a curated record